Oryzias latipes (Japanese medaka) is the source of this 2114-nucleotide messenger RNA. It is a transcript of the gene srd5a3, whose product is annotated as steroid 5 alpha-reductase 3. Gene Ontology annotation, molecular function: 3-oxo-5-alpha-steroid 4-dehydrogenase activity. NCBI's taxonomy places the organism in Eukaryota, Metazoa, Chordata, Actinopteri, Beloniformes, Adrianichthyidae. Gene Ontology annotation, cellular component: endoplasmic reticulum. Gene Ontology annotation, biological process: polyprenol catabolic process; dolichol-linked oligosaccharide biosynthetic process. The record is from RefSeq and is a predicted model, not a curated record.
CUCUAAAAUCUGUUUUCAGCCGGUGGAUUUUGCUCGACGCACAAAAUAAAGUACACCCCUCUGGCAGCGCGGAGAUGUCGUGGAGCUUUUUAAACUGGAGCCUGGUAGAUGUUUUGUGGUUCUUUUUGGCUUUGGCUUUUCUUUUAGCCUAUUGCAUCCAUAAAAUUUCAGCAAAAAAUAAUGAAUCAAAGGACUUCUUCGUGUUAUUCCAGGAUCUUAUUCGCUACGGAAAAACUAAAAGCCUCAAACGAGCCAAUUGGCUGAGACUGUUUGACGUCCCAAAACGGUGGUUUUGGCAUUUCUACAUUGUCUCUGUUUGCUGGAACGGGUUUCUUUUGUUUGUAAAUUUAAACUUGAUCUACCAUCGGCAAUCUUACCCAUCAUGGCUGAUUGCUAUAUUAGAUGUGUUGUCAGGUGUUCCCCGCCCUGACAGUCAGGUCCCACAGCUGUCCACGGCUCUGGUGCAGCUGCUGGUGUGGCUCCACUCCCUUAGGAGGCUGCUGGAAUGCCUGUUUGUCAGCAUUUUCUCUGAUGGGGUCAUGCAUGUAGUGCAGUAUCUGUUUGGCCUUGGAUAUUACAUUACACUGGGGUUGACAGUUCUCUGUGUUGACCGGAUUGGAAAAGGAACCGCCUCUCUCUCGCAGGUGGACUGGCUUCAGGUGACUGGAUUUGUCCUCUUUAUCUGCGCUUCGCUGCUGCAGCAUCAGUCCAUAGUCCUUCUGGCCGGACUGCGGACCGGAAAAUCAGGAGCAGUGGAGACGUUUGCUCAUCGAAUGCCAAAAGGAGGCUGCUUCCAGUUGGUGUCGUGCCCUCACUACUUUGCAGAGCUGCUCAUCUACGUCUCUCUUGGCUUUGUCUUUGGUGGACUGUCUUUGACAUGGUGGCUGGUGGUUCUCUAUGUGUUCUUCAACCAGGCGCUGGCCGGACAGCUGAGUCAUGAGCUUUACGUUAGCAAAUACCAGUCAUAUCCAAAGGACAGAAAAGCCUUUAUCCCGUUUGUGCUUUGAGAGCUCUGACUUUUUCUAACUCUCUGGGCUCAUCUGUAGGACUGGAAAGUUCUAGAAAAUGUCAGGUCUACUUCACCAUUAAACAACAAGAAGAGCUUUUACGAUUUACUGUUCAUUGUUUUGUGUGUGUUAAUAGAGGACUGGGUUUUUCUCUCAUUUUUGUCUGUAUUUUUUUUAUUUUUUACUGUAAAGUGCUCCAAGCUGUAUGAGAGAAGUUUGGGAAGCAAUUUCUUUUUUUAUAAAUAAAGUUUGAUUUGAUAAAACAGCUUGAAAUAUGGAAGAACCGCCAUUGGACUGAUGAGUGUCUUUGCAGGUUACUUCGCCUGUCAGGGGUCUAUGUUCACAUGUGGAUAUUUUCACUUGAAAUCACUUUUCAUGGCAGCAGAAAGUUUCAUCAUUAAUAAUUCCAGUUCUGCUUUGCUUGUUGUUUUACUAUAACUGAAGAUUUUUAUUGUUUGGAACAGUCCAGGUUGAACAGCGCCUACACCCAACAGGAGCUGGGAUAGGCUUCGGUGACCCCGUGACCCUGAAAGGGACUGAGCAGGUUUAGAUGAUAGAAGGAUGGUUGGAUAACCAACUGUGCGAUAUCUCAGUAACAGUACGCUGUAACACUGGAGUUUUGAAUCAGAAGAGCUCAUGAAUUAAAAACAAGGAAAGAAGAUGAAGCAUGUCUUUGUCGUCAUGAGAGGUGAAACGAAGAAGGUGUUGAGUCUAAGGUGUCAGGGGAAGAGUCUUAGAGGGAGACUGUCAUGGUUACCCCCCCCCCCCCCCCCCAUGCUGUUCCCUCCUGACUCACAGGAGACUUGUCUAAACUGGAAACUUUGUGCAGCAGGUUAUGAACUGCACAGAAUGUUUUCAUUAAUGCUUUUUGUGGAGUAACAUGCCUUCAUCAAAAAUAUUGGCUGUAUUUUAGGCAAGAAAUAAUAAUAUCCCUAAUAUAAAUUUUAUUUUGUAAAAUGUGUUAAUAAGCAUGUCUGAUUUUUAUUGAAUUUUUCACACUCCUUAAAGGAAAUGUUUUUUAUUUACUAAAUGAAUGUGAACACUAGAAAGAAAAUCAGAGCUGUUAUCCAUAAAAUGUAAACAUUAAAAAUAUUGUUUCCUUUGAUA